CUAACGAUAGCGUUCGUAAAAUGAUAGGUUGUGCGAUGGAGAUUGUCUGUGAUUGGUGAUUUAGAUCUACCAAUCAGACUCGUGCCUUGAAAUUGUUGUUUUCUGAACACAGCUGAUUUUAGUACCAUCCGUUCUCGUUAGUAAAUUUCGCGUUUCGAUUUGUUGAGAUUGGUUAAGCUGAUUGCGUAAUCGUAAAAUGAAUUGUAAACAUGGCUGCUUCCUUGAUCAGGACGUGUUCGGAGUUCAGUUUCCUGAGACAACAACUUUGCGAAAUUGUCAGAAGUGAUAAUGCAAGGAAAUACAUCUUGCCCACUUUGUUUCUCACAUGCACACAAUGUCAGCAUUAUCAUACGACACCGCAAUAUUUCAAGAAGAAAGAGAAACUAAAGGAUCAAAAUAGUUUCAAGCAGUUGAAACCAAAAAAGAAAUUGCCAAUUGUGGAUGUAUGGAACAGAAUGACAGUAUCAGAGCUGGCAAUAUCUGCUAAUAGGGACAUAGAUGAUAUUUUUGAAGCAAUUUUUAUGUCCGAUCCAGUUAGAAGUUACAAUGAAAAUACAGCUAUAGAAGAUAAGAAUGUACUGUACAGCGUUGUACGGAAACUUGGAGCAAAAUUUAGGAUCAUUUCUAAGCCGGAUAACAAAGCAGAAAAAGACACAAAGGAUUAUGAUGCCGUUAAACGGCCUGCACCAGAUAAAUCUGUGCUGCUAAAACGUCAUCCAGUAGUAACAAUUAUGGGUCAUGUUGAUCAUGGCAAAACUACAUUGCUAGAUACGUUACAUAACACAUCUAUUGUGGAAACAGAAUUUGGUGGUAUUACUCAACAUAUUGGAGCCUUCAAUGUAACGUUGAAAACGGGAGAAAGUGUUACAUUUUUGGAUACUCCUGGACACGCUGCAUUUAAUCUUAUGCGAAUGAGAGGCGCACAGGUAACCGACAUCGUGGUACUAGUUGUGGCAGCCGAUGAUGGUGUGAUGGAACAAACCAUAGAGAGUAUACAAAUGGCGAAGGCCGCUAAUGUUCCAAUUAUUGUGGCUAUCAACAAAAUCGAUAAGCCCGAGGCCGAUAUUGUGAGAACACAAAAUAUGCUUGCGCAACAAGGAAUUCUAGUAGAGGCCUUAGGUGGGGACAUUCAAAGCAUUAAUAUUUCGGCGUUAAAGGGAACAAACAUAGAUACUCUGACAGAGGCUAUAGCGUUACAAGCCGAGAUCAUGGAAUUAAAGGGUGAUCCGACAGGACUAGUUGAAGCUGUCAUAAUCGAAUGUUCUACCGAUCUUUAUCGCGGCAAAUUAGCGACAGCUUUAAUUCAACGCGGCACUCUAAGGAAGGGCGCGUUUCUUGUAAGUGGAUUAGCAUGGGCUAAGGUGAGAUCCAUGUUCGAUCAUUCCGGAAAUCCAAUUACGGAAGCUAAGUUGUCCGAGGCGGUGCAAAUUAUUGGCUGGAAAGUUUUACCCGUUGCUGGAGAUGAGGUAUUAGAAGUCGACAACGAGAAGAGAGUAAAUAUGGUAAUACGAUAUAGGGAAGCACAAAAAGCUGCGCAACUGGCGGAGGAGCAUAAGAUUGCAGCGGACAAGAAGCACGAAGAACAUCUAAAAGAAUAUUUGGUACUUCGUGAAAAAAGAAGAGCGAUCGGAAGAUAUUCAAAGUUAUCAAGUCCUAUUAAAGUAGAGAAACCCGAUGACAGAAUACCUAUAGUCAAUGUUAUCGUAAAGGGCGAUGUCGCUGGCUCCGUAGAAGCUAUAUUAGACGUUUUUAGUACGUACGGAAGCGACGACAAGUGUCGAUUAAGCGUUGUUCAUUACGGCGUCGGACCUGUUACAGAGACAGAUUUACAAGUAGCAGACGCGUUCGGUGCUAUCAUAUACCCUUUUAAUGUGGGCAUUAUGAAAGACUUGAAAGAAGAAAUUGAGAAAAAAAAGAUAUCGAUUCGUCCAUACAAUGUGAUAUAUAAACUUAUUGACGAUAUUAAGAAGGAAAUAAAUACUAAACUACCACCGCUCGACAUCGAAGAAGUGAUAGGCGAAGCGAAUGUAUUACAAGAGUUUGAGGUCACAGAGAAGAAGAAAAAAGUGAAGGUCGCGGGCUGUCGAUGUGUCAAAGGCAACUUGAAAAAAGAUGCUAUGUAUCGAUUAAUACGUGAACAGGAGGUUCUUUAUACCGGGAAAUUGGUAUCAAUGAGACAUUUGAAAACUGAAACAGAAAGUGUCAAGACUAAUGUAGAAUGCGGUUUGAGAUUCGAAGAUUCCACAUUGUCUUUUAAAACUGGAGACGUUCUAGUUUGUUAUCAGAUAGGCCAGGAACCGCAAGAGACUGAUUGGGAUCCUGGAUUUUAAGCAAUUCUAAAAAUCAUAAAGCUAAAUCAGAUAAAACGUGAUCACAAACUCCCGCAUUUAUCGCCUUGCUUAUUCAUUAUGAGGAUGAUGGAGAUAUUUUUUAAAUUAAGUACAAAUUUUUAUUUAUUAUUGCCUGAGAGAAUCGCAAUCUUUCUUUCACAUUGUUUUUACAUCUUUUGAACGUACAGUCUAUAUCGUAAUUUCGCUUCGUGGGAGAAAUAUAUCAAAUUCUUGAAUACAUAUUGUGAAAUUAAGACGAAUAUAUAUGUGUAUACACACACACAUAUAUAAAGCGCUAUACCGUUAAAAUUCGUCAGGACUAAAAGUACGAAUCUUGUCUAUACUUACGUUAAGUGGAAUGAACAUUAUGCGCGUUUUUUAAACAUUUUUUUUCUUUCAUCAUAUGUAUCAAAUGAUAUGCAGGAAGACACAUAAUUGGUCAAAUUUUAAAAAAACGUAACCUGCAAGCUUAAUCUUAAUUUCACUGUUCGUUAAAUCAAAUCUUUUCUGAAUCUCCGCGAAGUUUUAACUUUGUUCCAGCGAUCCUGCAAAAAUUUACUUCGAUUGUGGAUCGGCAAUAUAGAUCAUCUCAAUAGGAUAAACGAGAAAUCGCGUGGAGUCUAUUAAGACGCGUAAGUUUCGCGAAAUCGUCGUUGAAGAUGCUGAUACGCCGUGAGAACGCUGCGCUUCUUCUUUUGGAGACGACAAGGAAUCGUUUCCUGGCUGGUUGUGGUGAUCUUUGUUUCUAACGGUUCGAUGGGAACGUUGUCGUCCGGAUGUACGAAGAAGGCGAUGGAAUGACGACCGCGGCCGCAAUGUUCCGGCAUAACAACGCGAUGUCUAAGCGCUGGAAGUUGCUGAUUAGUCCAAUGUGCCAGUAGUUCGCCAGUAUUCACCAAAAUAGCGCCUGGAAGAUGGCCUACUCUGACCCAUCGUUCCCCAUGUGGAGUUUGUAUUUCAAGGCCGCCUUCGCAAUCCUUGAAAAGUUUUAUUGUAAAAAAUUAAUUAUUAGGCGUAAAUCAAUGAUGUUAAUUCGCAGCAAGUUGUAUAUAUAUAUAUACAUACAUAUAUGUAUAUGCUGUAUAUAAUAUAAUGUUACUUUUAUAUUGACUCGAUAUUUGAUAUUUCUUAAUCGCAGUCUUUAUAAUAUACAUAUACUGCAUAUGAGUCACGUAUGCAAAAAACUGUUUAAAUAUUUAAAAAUUAUGCGUUAUCUUUUAACACGCACGUGCCUGAUACGUCUUUUCCUCUCCAGAAUAUUUUCAUAUUUUAACGGCGUAGAGCCGCUUAUCACAAAGUGAACUACGAACGAACGAACGUGCCGAGAUAUGUAUCUCUGUCAGUUUU
Molecule: messenger RNA, 3677 nt
Organism: Nylanderia fulva
Lineage: Eukaryota; Metazoa; Arthropoda; Insecta; Hymenoptera; Formicidae
Gene: mIF2
Product: mitochondrial translation initiation factor 2
Biological process (GO): translational initiation
Cellular component (GO): cytoplasm
Molecular function (GO): GTP binding; GTPase activity; translation initiation factor activity
Source: RefSeq, a predicted model, not a curated record